Molecule: messenger RNA, 618 nt
Organism: Emericellopsis cladophorae
Lineage: Eukaryota; Fungi; Ascomycota; Sordariomycetes; Hypocreales; Bionectriaceae
Exons: 1
Coding region: 1-618 (205 amino acids)
Source: RefSeq, a predicted model, not a curated record
AUGUCUUCCAACUCUAUGAACCAAGCUGCCGUUGUCGCCGCUGACCACACCGCUCAAGCUCGCCGUCGCCUCAACGAAGCCAUCUCUCGCUGCCAGAAGGCAAACGCCAUGAGGAUCACGGACAUGCCUACCGCUACCGAGACGGCAGGCGUUGACUUUGCUCAUGAUGACUUUGAUGAGAUUCUGUGCAACCAGAUGCGCGACUAUGUCGUCGCGGCAGAGCAUGCCACCAAGGACUCCAUUGCUGCCAUCCGUCGCUACUACAACACCAAUGCGCCUUGCAUGUACUCUCUGCCACGCGACCGGGCCACUGAUGUCAAGACCGUCAAGCAAGAGUGCCGGGACAUGUACAAGUGCCACGACGCCCGUCUGAAGGACCUCCUCCUCGUCCUGGACGAUGUUUCAGACGAGAAGUGGGUGCAAAUCAAGGAUCACCACGCUCAGUUCAAGGACAAUUUCCUCCAGCGCCUUGAGGACCGCCGCUGCUUCUUCAUCCAGCGCUGGAAGCUUGUCCUCCGCCUCCAGGUGUGCCGUCGCCGCGUUACUUGCAACGCUGCCGAGGUCAAGUACGCUGGCAAUGGUUGUGAAUUCCUCCUCAACCAGGGCUGCCACCUCUAG